Molecule: messenger RNA, 7074 nt
Organism: Perca flavescens (yellow perch)
Lineage: Eukaryota; Metazoa; Chordata; Actinopteri; Perciformes; Percidae
Gene: rhobtb2a
Product: Rho related BTB domain containing 2a
Exons: 10
Coding region: 204-2369 (721 amino acids)
Biological process (GO): small GTPase-mediated signal transduction
Molecular function (GO): GTP binding; protein binding; GTPase activity
Source: RefSeq, a predicted model, not a curated record
GCAGGCUUCACAUCACCGCGUAUCUGUAUUUCAGGCAAUGCAAUCGGACUAAUCGCGCUGAUCCAGCGGGGGGGCGGGGGUGAAGGUUUGCUGGAACAUUUGCGGUCCUCCUCCACCUCUUUCUCCCCCGCCCCAACACUUGUUCCCUUUUGCCUCGAAGAUGAAGUUAAACGCGAGCCGCCGUCAGGUGCAAGCCGCUUCCGAUGGAGCCCUGCUCUCUGUCUCGAUCAUCGACCAACCCGAUGCAGCACUUGCCUAUGUUGAGGUCCCAGCUGACAGAUUCUGAUAUGGACUAUGAGAGGCCAAACGUUGAAACUAUCAAGUGUGUGGUGGUGGGAGACAAUGCAGUCGGAAAGACCCGCCUUAUCUGCGCCCGGGCCUGCAACGCCACGCUGACUCAGUACCAGUUACUCGCCACACAUGUGCCCACAGUCUGGGCAAUCGACCAGUACAGAGUAUGCCAGGAGGUAUUAGAGCGCUCCAGAGAUGUGGUGGAUGAUGUCAGCGUGUCCCUUCGUCUCUGGGAUACUUUUGGAGACCAUCAUAAGGACCGGCGUUUUGCAUACGGCAGGUCUGAUGUGGUGGUGCUGUGCUUCUCAAUCGCCAACCCCAACUCUCUAUACCAUGUGAAGACCAUGUGGUACCCUGAGAUCAAGCACUUCUGCCCCCGCGCUCCUGUCAUCCUGGUGGGCUGUCAGCUGGACCUGCGCUAUGCAGACCUGGAGGCAGUGAACAGGGCACGGAGACCUCUAGCUAGACCGAUUAAAUCUAAUGAGAUUCUUCCUCCAGAGAGAGGCCGGGAGGUGGCCAAAGAGUUGGGGGUGCCAUAUUAUGAAACCAGCGUUGUUGCUCAAUUUGGAGUCAAGGACGUCUUUGAUAAUGCCAUCCGAGCUGCGCUGAUCUCACGCCGACACCUGCAGUUUUGGAAAUCUCACCUCAGAAAUGUCCAGCGGCCUCUCCUUCAGGCGCCCUUCCUGCCACCGAAACCUCCCCCACCAAUAAUCACUGUGCCUCCUCCGCCAACCACCACGGAGGAGCAUCCAGUCGGUCUCCUGGAGGACCCGCACUGUGCCGACGUCAUCCUGGUGCUGCAGGAGCGACAGAAAAUCUUUGCACACAAGAUAUACUUGGCAACAUCCUCUUCAAAGUUCUACGACCUCUUUAUCAUGGACACGCGCAACGAGGAGACUGAAAGGCCGUCUCGGGGCCCUCUCUCCGGCAGGGAGCUGCUGAUGCGUGCUGCUAGCUUCGAUGUUUGCGAAAGCAGCGACGACGGGGACAGGGCCAACCUGAGGGCCUGCACUAGUGACGGGACUCUGAAAGACUCUGAGGGGGCCCGACGGGGCAGAGUGCUCUCUUCGUGGAGCCGGGCCUUCAUCAGCAUCCAGGAGGAGGUGGUAGAUGACCCGGUCACGUACAGCCCCAGGCCCAUCACUGUCGUGCACAUGGACCAGUCCAUGCAGCUCGGACCUUUCCGAUCAGUGCUUCGCUACCUGUACACCGGUCAGCUGGACGAGAAUGAGAAAGAGCUAAUGCACAUUGCACACAUUGCUGAGCUGCUGGAGGUCUUUGACCUGCGCAUGAUGGUGGCAAACGUGCUUAACAAUGAAGCCUUCAUGAACCAAGAAAUCACCAAAGCCUUCCAUGUACGGCGCACAAACCGAGUCAAAGAAUGCUUGGCCAAAGGCACGUUUUCUGAUGUAGUAUUCAAGCUUGAUGACGGCACCAUCAUGGCCCACAAGCCUUUACUCAUCUCGAGUUGUGAUUGGAUGGCAGCUAUGUUUGGUGGGCCUUUUGUGGAGAGCUGCACCAAAGAGGUGUUGUUUCCAAACACAACUCGCAGCUGUAUGAGAGCUGUGCUAGAAUAUCUCUACACGGGGCGGUUUUGUUCUCGGUCUGAUCUGGAUGCAAUGGAGCUUAUUGUCCUUGCCAAUCGUCUGUGCCUCCCCCAUCUGGUUGCACUUACAGAGCUCUACACAGUAACCGUGUUGACGGAGGCAGCGAUGAUGGGGGCCGACAUUGAUGGAGACGUACUGGUGUACUUGGAUAUGGCUCAGUUCCACGGCGCCCAACAGCUCACUGGCUGGUGUCUUCACCACAUCUGCACCAACUACAACAGCGUCUGCCGCAAGUUUACCAGAGAGAUGAAGGCCAAAUCUACAGAGAACCAAGAUUACUUUGAGAAACAUCGCUGGCCACCUGUGUGGUAUCUGAAAGAGGAUGACCACUACCAAAGAGCACGCAAAGAGCGCGACAAGGAGGACUACCUGUACCAGAGACGGCAAUGUAAACGCAAGUGGCUCUUCUGGAACAUUCCUUCCUCCCCUAACUCAAACUCUCCUUCUUCUGGCUCAUCCGCUGUCAUCUGACCCAGCGGUAGGGCCAGGUCCACACUGAUGCACUUCAGUGUGGUGGCGAGUUGUUAAAGAUACAAAAGAAGGUUAACACUGCUGGCUAGGUACGCCCCAAUUAUUCAGGCACUCAUUCUCUUGUCCCGUUUGUUUGCCGCUGCAGUCAAACAGCACUCCUCCAGGUCUGCACGGUCAGCUCUAUCUGGCGGUUAAAGUAAUUGUUCCUUAGAUUUUUAGCUUGGUGUACAAGAAAACUCAAACCUCAGUGGUAUGAACUUCACUGACAUACACAUAUUGAUGGUUGUAUGUUCCACUGAGUUUUUAAGUUUCAAAUUUAUAGGACUCUGCUGGCACAGAACUUUCCACCUGUGAUCAUAAUUAUCAUCAAUUAACCUGAAGUGAUUACCAAGUGCUGCUUAUCAGCUGCAACAACCAGCAACUCAACACACUCAACUACUCAGUCUCAGAGAUAUAACACUUUGCCCUUAAGUGUUUGUACAAUCUAUCUACCAAACUGUGUGUACAGUAUGAUCUCAUAAACAGGAUGCAACGAUAGUAUGCCCUGCCAGGAAUCCAUUAUUGAAGUCGCAUUGAACUCUAACCUGCUGAUUAUGAUCGUGUAAGCAUAAAGGAAAAUGUUGUCAAGUUCCACUCUUGUUUAUCUAUGUACAGUCAUUCUAUUGUUGAUAGUUUGUGCACGGCUAGCACCGCUAAAAGUGAUGUGAGUCUGGACCAGUGGUUGACGCGUAGAAUGUAAAAGUGAAGCCAUCAUAUCUGGAUUGCCCCCUGGUGGCUGGCUGCAGUACAGAUCAUAUGCCCCGUUAACGACUGGACAUGGGGCAAACUAAAAAAAAUCAACAUGUCAAAUAAUUUUUUGCCAAAGGUUUCUGUCAUUCUAGGUAGUUUUUAUUUUUACCGUUUUCAGCGGUGAUCUAGAAUGAAAAUCUGCGGAAUUUAACCGCCUCUUAUUCUCCGCAUGAGGUGGACAUGGUUAACAACAUUUUUAUUUGUUUCAAAUCUGCAAGGAAUUAGCGUCAGCAGAUUCCGUGUGACCCUGCUGAUCACGCUGAUGUUUGUUCAAGUGUUUAUUUUUCUGAUAAGUUUGGUUUUUAUUAGUUAUUUGAUAGGUUAAACGUUAUGGUUAACAGCUGGGAUUGACUCGCAAUUGUUCCGGGCUGGACUCCGAUACCGCGGCUCCACCGCCCAAUCACUACGGUGCAUACUCUAGCUCCAAAAUUACAAGAUGACGGUGCCCAUAUCCGGGAUACUUUUGGCUUCACUUUUGUACAACGGGAGGAAGUGGAGACGUGUCGUCCAUCUUUAUACACAGUCUAUGUUCCCAUAAACGCUCAGCGUUAACGUAUUGUGAUCUUGUAUUUGAUAUUUGUGGCGUCUUGUCACCAAAGGGCUUUGGUUUACAUGCAUUCAGUGUCCACAAGAGACACAAUAGAUCCCAAAUCAAGGAAAAUAUCUGUAUUUUCUGUAAAAAAGCCAGCAAAAAUGAACCAGAUUGUGAAGAUGUGUUGCUUGAUGAGGCUUGUUAGCACACACGUUUCCUGAGUCCCUCAGUUUUACAUUGAAUGAUUCAAUCACCUUGAUCACUGUCCAGUGGAAAGCAACACAUAAUGCAUCUCCGAGUCGACAGCAGCGUUUCCAGAGCUGAGGCGUCCACAUGUUCAUCAUAUACACAUCAUGCUCAUUUGGCCUUUUUAGAGAUUUCUUUUAGUGGAUCAGAGGAUGGACCGUCUCCAGUUGGCUGUGUAAAGACUUGUACAUGCAGGAGGCUUCCUCAUGCCUGGGUGAAGACAUCCAUACUCUUCUAUACACCUUAAGCACUUUUUGGACUCUUCUCUUCUCUUUUUGGACACACAAGAACCUCCAGUAGCAGCAUCCUGGUGAGCGGCACUAAAGACAGUAUGGUGUCAUCAUGACACACUGCUGCAAAUUAAAAAAAAAAAACACAAAAAAAACUGUGGAGAAUACAAGACCAUGAUAUUUUAAACGUUUCAAAAAAAAGAUUGUGAAGAGGUUUAGAUCGGAUCAUUGAUUUGUUUUGCACAGCUCACAGUAAAUGUUCAAGAAUGUCAUCUACCGUUGAUUGUUGAUUGUAGUAUGCGCUGCAGCGUCAUUUGGAUUUGUAAGCAUGGUGCUCAGUGUAGAUGGGUGGUAUUGUCAAUUGUACAAAAUGUCAGACGAACUACAAGUAACUGGCAUCACUUUAAUGUGCUGUUUUACCUAAUGUUGUGCACUGCAGGCAGUGAGCAGAAUUGAAGUAUUACUGAGUAACACAUGAAGUGAAUAUACACUUGACUUGCAUUUAGUUUCUGUGCAGCUAUACAAACUCUUGUUGGGGAACAAAGAAAAACUCAAACGCUCAUUGUGCUGACCUCCAGUUACAGCUAUUAUAUAUUGUAGUUUCCAAGCAAAUUACAGGCAGUUCAAACUAACUUAUAAUUUUGGCUAAUAGUAAAAAAAAAAAGAUUAGAGCGCAAAGUAAAGUAGACAAAUGUUUAUCUAAAUGACAUUAUAAAGACUUGUGGUACACCAAGGCGUUCUCAUGAACGGGUUCAUAUGAUAGCGUUCGAAAACCUAUGCACAACAAUUCGUAUGAUAUUAUGGUUACAGGGACUUUGGUAACAUGACAGUUGAGUUUAGCGGUCUUUUAAGCGGCCGUUGCGGUUUAGUUUAACCGAUAAAAGGUGACCGUCAUGUGGCGAUGGCAGUUAAGUUUAGACACCAAAACAACUAGUUAAGAUUAGAAAAAAAAGAUUGUGGUUUGGGUUAAAAUAGAGGCCCUUUUAAGUAGUUCUCCCGGGAUACGAACACCCAUUUCCUGGGCGAACGUCUUGUGUUUUCCCAUUAACUUCUUCCGGGACACGAACUCCACUCCCCUGCUUGAAAGCCCUGUGUUUUAUGUCCCACCCAUCCACCCCGAAUGCGGAUUAUUCGCGCUGUUCUACAUCGGCAGUCAUCGUGGCGCAUACCGUAAUACGUGGAAUACAUACGUUAAGAAUGGUUCAUGAGAACAGCCUGGGUGCAACCAUAAAACAUGCCAUUGUUAGCAAAAAAGUCAUUUCUGAUGGCACCAUAUGUUCAAGAAAGGCUAGCUUUAAUCCUAAAACAUAUAUUUAGAGCUCAACAAACAGUUUAGACGGUUAAGUGUUUUGAAUCCAUUCAGUGAAAAAAUUUAUUUCUUGCUUAUAUUAACUCCUGAUCUAAUACCUAGACUGCAUGAACAGGGCUCGCCAAAAUAGAUAAAGUUUAUUAAUUGUCAUUUAAAGUGUAAGAUAUAGCUAUAGAGUAGUGGUGCUGGUGCUCUAAGCAGUAGCUUUAAAUUGUUGUCAAUUACAUUAACUUGUGUCUAUUGAUGAGUAAACUGAUCUGUCAUUUUAAAUAUCUUAAUCAAUCAAAUCUUUUGGCACACGUGGUCAGACAUCAGGCCGAUAGAAGGAUGAGCCUCUUUUAGAGCCAGCUUUAUCCUAAUUCUGAAUGUUUUCAUUUAUUAGACUGUCGGUCUUAUAAAUAAUAAUGUCCAGUUUUCACACAAAAUAUAGUUUAAUAUAAUCAUUAACAGCAGGAGAGUCUAUAGUGUUAUUAUUUGCCUUAGUGGUGUGAGUGCAUUGCAUUUUUUUUCAAUGAUUCUUCUGCUGAUGUUUUGCAUCAACAACACCUCAUGCCUUAAUGUACAGCGUGGUAUCGAAAAUGUAAACUAGUGUUACUGUGGUUACUAGUUUGUUUUCUCUCUGUUCAGUUACCAUGGUGCUCUCUAGGUUGUGUGCGUCUCUGUAAAUGUACAUAAAUCCAUAAUUGGUUUGAUCGAUGAGUGUGCUUUAGUUUGAACACUGCGGAGGGUUAAUGUGCUUUUCAAAGCCGUAAACCCAAAACUAAUUAAAGACUCGGACCAUCAAGGCCGCACUAGACUGACAUCACGACAACACAUCAAUUUCUGACAUUAACCAUGAAAUGAAUGCAGGGAUUUAAAUCUGUUCCAUUAUUUUAAAAGAAGCUUUAUGCUAAUGAUAUCCGAUUUUUGGAGUCUGCAUAAUUACAAAAUGCCGAGACAGGGUGGCUAUUGGAAGUUAGCUGUAACUCAAACGUGUAAAUAGAAAUUGUGCGAUGACUUGUAAUUUAAACUUGGCAUAGCAACAUAUAGACAUAUAAUGAAUAAUGUUUUUGUACUAUGCAUACUGAAAUGUCUGACUUUGAAAUUACAAACUUGCACUGCUUUGUAGCACCAGGUUCUAUUAAAAUUACAUUAGAUGGUAUAGCAGCACCAUUAUUAGAUAUGUAGACAACAUCAGGUAAAAAGAAUAAAUAAAGAAUUAGAUAUUAAAUUACAAAGGAGUUGUCACUGGGGCCCUUUUCCAUACGUUUGGGUGCUAAUUUCACGGCUACAGAGAAGCACAAACCAAAGGGAGAGCUUUAGCAGCACCAGGAAUAUAUUAAAUAUGCUGCACAAUCACUACUGCAUAGUUUAAGAGGCCUUGUUCAGAAAUGGUUAAAAAAAUGAAAAAAAUUAGAUAUAAAUAAACACAUAAAGAAAAAAACUUGAAUGUUUUCUCAGUGUUCAAAGCCUGUAUGACAUUUUCCUUCGUCGUCAGGUAUUUUUGUUCUCAAGAGCUGUUUUUAUUGUUUAGGAGCUGUACAUCUGGAAUUCUGUAGCAUGUGUUCUUGAAAAUGUGUAAAUAAUAUUUACUAAAUAAAAAAGGAGCAAUGUGUGAAA